Chelonus insularis is the source of this 6022-nucleotide messenger RNA. It is a transcript of the gene BRWD3, whose product is annotated as bromodomain and WD repeat-containing protein. The transcript has 23 exons. Gene Ontology annotation, molecular function: protein binding. The coding region runs from base 340 to 5748 and encodes 1802 amino acids. The record is from RefSeq and is a predicted model, not a curated record. Gene Ontology annotation, biological process: cytoskeleton organization; regulation of cell shape; regulation of transcription by RNA polymerase II. Gene Ontology annotation, cellular component: nucleus. Lineage: Eukaryota; Metazoa; Arthropoda; Insecta; Hymenoptera; Braconidae.
UAUGAGCAAAAGUUUUUUAAACAAUAAUCAAGUAUAAUUUUGUUAAUAUUAUCUGAUCGAUUUUAUUUUUUUUGCAUUUUUUGUUUUUUUUGUUUUGACUUGCGAGAAUUCUUACUUUUUUUCUCUGCAACAAAUAUAUAUCAUAAAGUGGGGAUAUUCAUUUUCAACCACUUCCACAAUGAAUAUUGUUGGUGGAAUACAUGCAGCUAUAAAAGUUGUGAAUUAUUUUUUUUUUUCUCAAAUCAGGCUACCUAUGCUGAAACUAAAAUAUUUUUUUAAUUAAGUUUAUAUUUAUAAAUUCUAUGUUUGUAUAUAGCAAUUUCUGUUAAAGUUAUAAAAAUGGAAGAAAGUACUCGCAAGAUGCACUCUGUAUUGGAGACAGAAUUAUAUUUUCUCAUUGUGAAAUUUCUUGAGAGAGGUUCAUGUUCCAAAGCUGCAAACGUACUAAAACAGGAGUUGGAAACUAUGAAGAUAUUACCAAAAAGAAUUGAUUGGAAAGGAAAUUUUCAUGAUCAAAAUUUUGAAGAUUUGGAUAAAAAAUAUCCACAUAUCAGCGCCGACUAUUUAUUACAAAUAUGUAGUCGUAUUGGUUCUUUAAUGGAAAAAGAAGUACCUUCGUCCAUCCCAGGUUUCGUAUCACUUCUAGGAACUGGUAGACAAUCAGUUUUACGUAGAAAAGAAGAUUUUAGUAAAAAUUAUCGAAGAAUAGUCGAUUAUUCUACUAGAUUUGGUGGUAUGCCUUUCAAUGAGCAUCCGAGUAAUUUGUUGCAUAAUAUCGUUCGUGUUUUACAAGGAAGAGAAAAUUCGGGGCCGUUACAUCGGCGUGAAGCAAUUCCAACUCAGUUUUAUUCUAAAAUGCAGCUGUAUCGUUAUACUUUAGGGCACUUAUCGGCAGUUUAUUGUGUUUUAUAUGAUCGAAGUGGCAAAUAUAUUAUUACUGGUGCGGACGAUUUACUUGUCAAAGUAUGGAGUGCAAUUGAUGGUCGUUUACUUGCUACAUUCAGAGGUGCUUCUUCAGAAAUAAUGGAUAUAGCAGUGAGCUUUGAUAAUUCAUUGCUAGCAGCAGGAAGUUUAGAUAAAAUAUUAAGGGUGUGGUGUUUUCAAACUAUGUCUCCAGUUGCAGUUCUAUCUGGACAUUCAGGAAUGAUAACAUCAGUGAAUUUUUGUCCUAUCUCUUGUAGUGGAAUAAAUUAUUUGGUAUCAACAAGUACCGAUGGUUCAGUUGCUUUCUGGUCUUAUACACAAAAAAUGAAUGAAAGAGCUAUAUUUCAGUCAAAACCUAUACAAUAUCAUGAAAAAAUGAGACCUGGACAAGCCCAAAUGAUUUGUGCAUCAUUCAGUCCUGGAGGUGCUUUUAUGGCAGCCGGUUCAGCAGAUCAUCAUGUCCGUGUUUACAUUAUGCUCGGAGAUGAAGGUCCACGACGUAUUCUUGAGACUGAAGCACAUUCUGACACAGUAGACAGUAUUCAAUGGGCCCAUGCAGGUUUAAAGUUCAUUUCAGGUUCAAAAGAUGGAACUGCUAUUGUUUGGAAUUUCAAACAACAACAAUGGGUCCAGAAGCGUCUUUUAAUGAACACUAAAUUACCCGGAGAUCCUGAAAUUGUUGAUGAUACAAACAAAAAAUCAAAAGUAACAAUGGUCUGUUGGGAUGUUAGUGAUGAAUGGGUCAUUACGGCUGUAAAUGAUAGUACUUUAAAAGUAUGGAAUUCUAAUAGUGGAGGAUUAGUUAAAAUUUUACGUGGUCACAAAGAUGAAGUAUUUGUUUUGGAAGCACAUCCAAUUGAUCCAAGAAUUGUAUUAAGCGCAGGACAUGAUGGACAAUUAAUUGUUUGGGAUGUGCUCAAUUCUGAACCCAUAACAUGUUUUCAAAAUUUUAUAGAAGGUCAAGGAAAUGGUGCUGUAUUCGAUGCCAAAUGGUCACCUGAUGGAACCAUGCUUGCUGCGACUGACUCACAUGGUCAUUUAUUAAUGUAUGGAUUUGGUGCUGGAGUUGAAAAAUUGAAAAUUAUACCCAAGGAGUUAUUUUUUCAUACAGAUUAUCGUCCUUUGAUUCGUGAUACUAAUAACUAUGUAUUAGAUGAACAAACUCAAACCGCACCGCAUUUAAUGCCUCCUCCUUUCUUAGUUGAUGUUGAUGGAAAUCCUUAUCCACCUGCAUUGCAGCGUUUAGUUCCCGGUCGAGAAAAUUGUCGUGGAGAGCAGCUUGUGCCUAAUAUUGCUGUAGGGGUGGGAGAAAUAUUUAUAGGAGUGCAAGAAGUUAUUGAAGGUCUACCUGAUCCUGAACCAAGGUCAAAUAUUGAUAGACUUAUUGAAGCUCUUGCCCAAAGACAAAAUAUCAUUGGAGUUGAUAAUGAAGAAGUAGAUGAUAGAGAGGAGACUAAUGGUGAACAACAGCUUCGACAAAUUUCUAGCCCUCGCGGCAAUCGUUCAGGUUUGCGUCGUAUUGGAAAUAUUGAAGGUGUUAGGCACAGUAGUGGUAAUUGGCAACGCGAUAAUACAACACCGUGGAAUAAACCUAUUCUUGUACGGCCUAUAAAAUCUUCAGUGCUUAAAAUGCGGUUAGAUGUAUUACAUAGUAUGGCUGAUGCUGAAUUAGAUCUCUGGAAGAGAGAAAUGAAAAAACGGCCACAAUCUUCCGUCAAUGUUGCUACUGUUCAAGAUAAUUUAAACAAUCGAUCAAGUAACUGUAAACGAAAUCGUGGUAGAAGACAUGGCUACAGGACCCGUUCUGCAAGAGAUGAAGCUCGAAAUGAUGAAGAUUUCAAUAAUAUUAGAAAUGUAGAUGUAUCAGGAAGUUCAGUAAGUAGCAACAGUAGCGAUUCUACGGCUCAUGAAGAAGAUAUGAGUUCGGACUCAACAUCAGAGUCAAGUAGUGAAUAUUCUGAUUGGAUUGCUGACCAUGGAUUAAACUUAGAACCUCCAAAAAGAAGUAAACGAAGACCUGUCAAAAAAAGAUCUCCGACACCUCCAAGUGAUACAGAAAGACGAAAGAAUCAACGAUUAAGGAAAAAAGCAGUAGCAGUACCUAAUGGGAUUGCCGAAGUACCUGAAAUUUUUCGUCCUUCAGAAUGGCUUACAGAGGUGAUUCCUCGUAAAGCUCCCUAUUAUCCUCAAAUGGGUGAUGAAAUAGUCUAUUUUCGACAAGGCCACAACUUAUAUCUCGAUGCUGUUAGAAAUAAAAAAGUAUAUGAAAUAGGUCCUCGUUGUGAACCAUGGUCCAAAAUGAACAUAAAAGCGCAAGAAUUCGUGAAAGUUGUUGGUAUUAAAUAUGAAAUUCGACCACCACGUCUCUGUUGCUUAAAAUUAGCGUUAUUAGAUGAAGAUGGCGGUCUUACCGGAGAGAAUUUUACUGUAAAAUACCAUGAUAUGGCUGAUGUUUUAGAUUUUUUAGUUCUACGUCAGACAUUUGAAACAGCUUUGAUGCGGAAUUGGUCUGUAGGUGAUAGAUUUCGAUGUAUGAUCGAUGAUGGCUGGUGGAUGGGUCAAAUCGAAUCUGUCGAACCAUUAGAUGAAGAAUUUCCGGAAUCAUUUUUCAUGUGUUUUCGAGUAAGAUGGGAUAAUGGUGAAUAUGAAAAGAUGAGUCCAUGGGAUUUAGAACUUAUCGAUAAUGAACGAUUACCGUUAGAAAUUGGCGGUGCAGUACCUGUAUUGCCGGAGGAAAUUCAAACAACCUUAUAUCAGCCUAAACCAGAUGAAUGGCCGAUGGGAGAUAGAGAAGCUACUUGUCGUCGUAUCGUACGUGGAAUUGAUCAAGUCAUGUCUCUUGCUAUAGCAGAACCAUUUAUAACACCCGUUGAUCUGAAUAUUUAUCCAUCUUAUGCAUUUGUUGUGGAAUAUCCAAUUGAUUUAUCAACCAUAAAAACACGAUUAGAAAACCAUUUUUAUCGAAGAAAGAUUGCAGCUCAAUUUGAUGUAAGAUAUUUAGCAACAAAUGCUGAAAAAUUCAACGAACCUCAUAGUCAAAUUGUCAAGUCUGCACGGAUUGUUACCGAUUUAUGUUUAAAAAUUAUAAGAGAGACUACAGAAAUAGAUGUACCCGCAGUAUAUCAUCAACUAGUUGAUACAUAUCAUUCUUCAGAUUCAGAAAUAGAAUUAAACAAUAAAAUAUCUAUGCCUUCUACAAGUCAAGGAUUAUGUAAUCGUAAUCUACGAUCUCACAAAAAUAAUUGUAUUGAUUGGAAAUUGUCAUGUCGUCAGUUAUUAGAAAUUUUAUGGCAAUGUGAUGAUUCUGUACCAUUUAGAGAGCCAGUAGAUCGAUUAGAACAUCCAGAUUAUUACCAAAUAAUUGACACCCCAAUGGAUUUACGAACAAUAAAAGAAGAUUUAUUAGGUGGCAACUAUGAAACUCCCCAAGAGUUUGCUAAAGAUAUGAGAUUGAUAUUUACUAAUAGUAGAAAUUAUAAUACUAAUAAAAAAUCAAGAAUAUAUUCUAUGACAAUAAGACUAUCAGCUAUGUUCGAAGAACAUAUGCGCAAAAUUAUAUAUACAUGGAAAUCAGUAAGACGUCGAAAUCAAAAUAACAGAAAUGAAAAAAGAAAAUGUGGUUUAAAAAAAUCGAACACUUGCUCAAAAAGUAUUGCAGGUACUUCAAAAAAACAACAAACAGAAGAUAGAGUCGAUGAUGACAAUAAUGAUGAUGAUGAAGAAGAUGAUAACGAUGAUGAUGUCGAUGAUGAUGUUGAUGUUGAUGUUGAUGAUGAUGAUGAUGAUGAUGAUGAUGAUGAUGAUGAUGAUGAUGAUGAUGAUGAUGAUGAUGAUGAUGAUGAUGAUGAUUAUGAUAGCAAUGAGGAAUAUACUGAUCAAAAAAAGAAGACUAUUUACUCGGGACGUAAAAAAAGACCACUCCAACAAAAACAUACUACUCAGUACAAUGGACCAGGUCCAUCUCGAGUUAAUAAUGGUUAUGAUCAAUGUUCUACAAAAUCUAGACCAAUGAAACUUAGAACAGUUACUACGAAAGUGAAAAUUAAAAAGUCACCAGUUCAAAAUGAAUUGGAGUCAUCGAUUGAUGCAGAUAGCAGUGAUAGUGCAACUGUGGGUAUGGCAAAAGCGAAAAAACAUAUAGAUAGUGAUGAUAGUGAUUCCACUGAUAGCUACAAACCGGAUAAACGAAGAAUACCGACGCGUAAAAGUAGUGUUAAAAAAUCUAAGCAUAAUAAUCGUAAAAAUAACAAAAACUAUAAAUACAGAAAUAACGAUAGUAGGAAUCAAGACCAAAAACAUAUGGAUUCGAACAAAACACAAGAAUCUGUAGGAUUUCAAAGUUUCGACAGUGAUAGUGAAAAUGAUAAAAUUCAAAAGAACUGUAAAAAAACUCGUAAAGCUAUUGAACAUCAAGAAGAAAUUUCAACAACUAGUUACAGUUAUCAUGAAUAUGUGAGUGAAGAAUCUUCUAAUGACGUUUAUAAACAAACAUUUAGUCAUGUUAGUUCAAGUACUGAAGAAUCUGAUAGCGAUAGCGUAGUGAAAAUGCGAAAAAUACGACCGCAAAGAGAAAUUUCAUUUAAUAAUAGUUGUGAAAAUGAAAAUUCAACAGAACCUCGGACAAGAAGAAAACGCCCUCGGUACAAUGAAGAAAGUGAUGAAAAUAGUAGUGCUCCAAUUAGAAAUAGACGAAGUAUAAAAAGACGUUAUUAUGCUGAAGAUAGUGAUGAUAGUGGACCCGGCCCCGGUAUCAGUAUAAGUAGUAGAGGACGUGUUCGAAAAAUGACAGCAAAAGCUCGAGCAUUUUUGUUAGAAUCACCUUAAAGGCCUUUUUUAUGUUUGUAAAGUUACCUUCAUAAUUUUACAUUAGUUGGCCAAAGUUGUAUUUGUUCACCAUUUAUAAUAAUGUAAAAAUUAUUUGUACUUGAUUUUAUCUGCAUCAAUUCAUUGUAAUAGUAAUGCUUGAUAUUUGAUGUAAAAAACUAAAAUAUUUUAAUCAUAAUUUUUUCUACAGAUAAUUUUGAAAUAUUGACCACAAACAUCAUUAUAUCGUAAUAAAUAAUAGAGAAUAAGAUAUGUAUAUUCUCAAAAAGAAACA